This is a messenger RNA of Geodia barretti, 1065 nucleotides long. NCBI's taxonomy places the organism in Eukaryota, Metazoa, Porifera, Demospongiae, Tetractinellida, Geodiidae. The record is from the annotation of a GenBank genome assembly.
AUGGCAAGAGAAGUCCGACCGGACGAAAUAUCAAAUAUCCUUAAACAACAACUGCAACAGUUUGAACUGGACAUGGAUGUCUAUGACUCCGGCACUGUGCUGGAGGUAGGCGAUGGCAUCGCGCGGGUACAUGGGCUUGCCAACGCUAUGGCAAGUGAAAUGAUCGAAUUUCCUAACGACGUCUACGGUAUUGCUUUCAACCUCGAAGAAGACAACGUCGGUUGUGUCUUGUUUGGUGAAGACCAACUCAUACACGAAGGCGAUACAGCGAAGCGGACAGGAAGGCUACUCGAAGUACCUGUCGGUGAGGCUCUCCUCGGGCGGAUGGUUGAUGCGCUCGGCCAACCUAUUGACGGCUUGGGCGAUAUUGAAACGGAACAUCAACUGCCAGCGGAGCAGAAAGGGCUGGGCAUCGUUCAACGGCAACCGGUUGGCGAACCGCUCUACACAGGCUUAAAAGCCAUUGAUAGUUUGACACCGAUCGGGAGAGGUCAGCGCGAACUGAUUAUUGGUGACCGACGCACCGGCAAAACCGCUAUCGCCAUCGACACUAUCCUGAACCAGAAGAAUACAGAUGUCUACUGCAUCUAUGUCGCUAUCGGGCAAAAAGGCUCUACUUUGGCGCAGAUUGCGAAUACGCUUCGUGAGCAUAACGCGAUGGAAUAUACAACUAUCGUUUCAGCUGCCGCAAGUGACCCGUCACCGCUUCAGUACAUCGCACCUUACGCCGGCACAGCAAUGGGUGAAUACUUUCGGGACAACGGCAAGCAUGCUCUCAUCAUAUACGAUGAUUUGACAAAACACGCCUGGGCAUAUCGGCAGAUGUCGCUGCUUUCACGAAGACCCCCGGGGCGCGAAGCCUAUCCGGGUGAUGUCUUCUACUUACAUUCUCGCCUUUUAGAACGCUCUGCAAAACUGAGCGACGCACUGGGUGGCGGGUCUCUCACUGCCCUACCGAUUAUUGAAAUCUUUGAAGGCGAUUUGACGACCUACAUCCCCACAAACGUAUCUCCAUUACUGAUGGACAGAUAUACCUCACAACGGAUCUGUUUAACCAAGGUGUGA